AUGACCUCGACGCGGGACCAGUGGUUCAACAACACCACCGACUUGCUGAACUUGGACAACUCGGAGACCGCAGAUCUGGAUCUCGGCGCGAACAUCAACAUCAACACGAUGCUCGGAACCGGGUUUGACUCCAAAAAUUUUAGCAACGCAAAUCUAGGCAUCGCAGACCCGGACUUGGGCAAGUUUUUCCCCAGCAAUUACGAAGACAUUGACGAGUUCCUGACCCAAGAACUCAAGGACCUCGAUAUACCCAUGAUUCCCCAACGGGUUUCUUCGCAGCCAAAUUCCGGUGAUUCGGCAAGUUAUGACGCGGUCUGGAACCGCCCAACUGACAACAACGUCGAGACUCCUAGGAAAUCGCACAACCGUGGACCCAGCGGAACAGCAAUAUUUGGGUUCACGAAUCACAACAAGCAACUGAGCGUUUCAAAGUUAACCACUGAAGAAAUGGGAGUUAGUAAUAAUAAUAACAUCAAUUAUCUUCGGCCGUCUAGGGACAACUCAAAUGAUAUCGACCAAAAUUAUGAAGCCCAAGGGAAUAACCUUAAUUCGUUAAUAUUAAAACAACAAGAGGAACUACGACUGGCUUUGGAAAGGCAACAACAAAUGAAUGCACAAUUAGAGCAACAGCUAAGAUCUAGUCAGCUUCAACAACAACAACUACAGAUGGCGCUUAAGGAACAAGCAAUGGCGGCUCAACAUUUAUCGGCAAACGUGUCACCGGCAAAAAGUCCAACUUCAAGGACACCACAACAAAGUGGAAGAAACAUAAUUAUUACCACAAACAGCGCAAAUGGUGGCUAUAAGUUUCCUCCCCCUUCUGCAAGUAAUCCUCUUCAUAAUGGGGUCAUUUCACCAGUUUCAGGAACUUCAAUGAAUGGUUCGCCGAGCCGUAAAAGUUUAAGGACAAAAGGUCACCAACUACAUCUAAACGAAUUGGCAACGUUUACGGAUAGUGCAGAUGACUACUCUAGUCCCGAGAACUAUUUAGGUGCUUCGAAUGUAAGGCCUAAAGUUUCUGAUAGCACUAUCCAAAACAUGAGCAAGUAUUUCGAAAAGGUGAACAAUCAAGCCUCGUUGAAUGACCGGCCAGUGAACAAUAAUCCAAUCACUCCGCAACAACAAAUUAUUAUAUGUGGGGCUUCUUCGACUUCCUCAUCUCCCCGCAUAAACAGGCAUGGACCUAAGGAAUCAAUAUCUUCCAGCGCAUCAACUAUACCACAACUAAACGAUGACGAAGACCGCCACAUGUGCGAGCCAGCCUCAAGCAGAACUGUCGGGUUGGGAAUUAAACUUACGAACGAAAAAAUAAAACCAAAAUAUGCCCUUAACAAACCGCCGUCGCUUGAGGUUCUGCCAACGAUACCAGGCUCCAGCGACAAUACCCCACUGAAUAAAAAAUUUGGUGUAAGCACGGAUUCGAGAAGUCUACCUCAAAAACACGUAUUUCAACACACCCCAAGUAAGAAUGCAGUCAACCCUCGGGAUGCAAGGAACUCGGUAUGUGCGCAGUCACCUUCGAAACCUAUUUUCAAAACACUCAAAGAAGAACUGAAACCACCCACUGGUCAUGGUAAUAACUAUAAUGAUGAUGACUACGAUGAUGAUGAACCAGAGAGUGAGUUCAAAAUUGCUCAAACCCCUUCCCCUAUACUGAGGUCGCAAGGUAGGUUCGAAGGUUCUAGUCCACGACUUGGGCACGACCAUAUUGAAGACCAAUCCGGUGGCUAUGAGGAUGGUGAAGACUUUCAUUUCGACCAUGAGAACGACUUCAACAAUUCCAGUCCAUUAAAAAUCACGAAGAAGCCUACUACAUUACCUCCAGGUGAGAUUGAUAGAUAUGUGCAGGAACUAUCAGACAAAACGUUCCAAUGCAUGUACCCCACCUGCGGAAAAACUUUUAGAAGACGGUAUAAUAUCCGUUCACAUAUACAAACUCACUUGGAAGAUAGACCAUACAUUUGUGAUUAUGAAGGUUGUAAUAAGGCAUUUGUCCGAAAUCAUGAUCUAAUAAGGCACAAAAAGAUCCAUGCAGAGAAAUCAUUCGUAUGUCCGUGCGGCAAGAAGUUCGUAAGAGAAGACGCGCUAAUUGUGCAUCGCAGCAGAAUGAUUUGUGUAGGAGGCAAAAAGUUCAAUAACGUGGUGAUAAAAAAAUCGCCACGGCGGCGUGGAAGGCCAAGGAAAGAUGGUACGUACAGUGUCACUAGCAGUCCUGUCAAAGAGUCAGUGGCGCGUGAUAAUCAUGGGAUGAUUGCAUUACAAAUGGAGGAACAACUGCGGAAGGAGUUGAUAGAUAAUGGACUUUUAAAUCCUUCUUCCUCAAUGGCUAACAUGGAAAGCCCUUUAGAGAACGUUCGUCCAGGAAUCUGA
Lachancea nothofagi CBS 11611 is the source of this 2370-nucleotide messenger RNA. The record is from the annotation of a GenBank genome assembly. NCBI's taxonomy places the organism in Eukaryota, Fungi, Ascomycota, Saccharomycetes, Saccharomycetales, Saccharomycetaceae.